AUGGAUAAUUAAUAAAAAGAAGUUUGUGAUAAUCUUUAGAAUGAUAAAGACAAAAAAAAUUGCUAAUAAGAGGAAUAAAAUAAAGCAGAUAAAAAUAUGAGUGAUGAAACAGAAGAUUAAAUUAAAAAUAAUGUCAAACAAAGAUAUGGAGAAAUUUGUGAGUAAAAUAAUAAAAUAUAAUUAGUUCUAUUAGUUAAUCAGGAGGAUGUUGCAGUUAGACAGGUUGUGGAACAAUAGAUUAUGCUGUAUUUGCAGAAAAUUAUGAAAAAUAAUAAGGAUAUAUACCAGAAGCAGAUUUAGGUUUAGGAUGUGGAAUUCCAACUGAAUUUGCAGAAAUAAAGAAAGGAGAUAUUGUUCUUGAUUUAGGAUCAGGAGCUGGAAAUGAUUGUUUUAUUGCAAGAGCUUUAGUUGGAGAUACUGGAAAAGUUAUUGGAGUUGAUAUGACACCAAAUAUGAUUAGAAAAGCUUAAUUAAAUUCUGAUAAAUAUAAUUUUAGAAAUGUAGAAUUUAGAUAUGGAGAUAUAACAGAAUUACCUAUAUUAGAUAAUUUUAUUGAUGUUGUUAUUAGUAAUUGUGUUAUUAAUCUUGUACCUGAUAAAAAAAAAGUAUUCUAAGAAAUUAAAAGAGUUUUGAAAUCAAAUGGUCAUUUUUCUAUAAGUGAUGUUCUUGCUACUGGAGAUUUACCAUUAGCUAUUAGAGAAGCUUCAGAAUUGCAUAUUUGUGGUCUUUCAGGAGCUCUUAGAAAAGAUAUAUAUUUAAAAUAACUUGAAGAAAUUGGAUUUACAUAAAUUUAAAUUAAAAAAGAAAAAAUAAUUGAAAUUCCUGACGAUGUCAUUCUGUAACAUGUUUCUUAAGAAGUAUUUUAAGAAUUUAAGAAAAGUGGAACAAAAAUAUUAAGUGCAACCCUUAUUGCAAAAAAAUAAUGA
Molecule: messenger RNA, 926 nt
Organism: Paramecium sonneborni
Lineage: Eukaryota; Ciliophora; Oligohymenophorea; Peniculida; Parameciidae
Source: the annotation of a GenBank genome assembly